Effrenium voratum is the source of this 4593-nucleotide messenger RNA. The record is from the annotation of a GenBank genome assembly. NCBI's taxonomy places the organism in Eukaryota, Dinophyceae, Suessiales, Symbiodiniaceae.
AUGGACAAGAAGGUUGCAAAGCGGCUGGCCCGGAUUGAGGCAUCUCUGACAUCCUCAAGUGAGACGCCGGCAGCCUUCUUUGCAGAGGCUGCUUCAGGGGCUGCACGCAUAGCCUGCGAUGCGCCUGGAAUUAACGACCGUCGCGCUGCCAGCCGUGCGCUUUUGGCCGCGGCAGCCAAAUCUGAGAACGCGCUGCACGCCAGGAUGGCUGCCUUGGAGGCCCUCGUCGAGGUCUCGGCAGACGUGGGUGGCUUCCAGGACGUCUUGAGCCUCGAGGUGGCAUGGCCCAGUCCUCUGAGGCGCUGCAUUGCGGAGGGCGGCGUCCGAUUUCGUCUGCCCGCGGAUCUAGGGCCAAGGCUCAUAGACGUGGCCGGUGCGGAGGAAGUUUGCUCAGCCUUCUGUGAAGCAGCCAAGACGACCCCAGGCCUGUGGUCUGCCUCCCAGCUGCUGGAGACAGCGCUGGAGCGUGGAAGUGCCUCUUGUGCGCUCUCUGCUAUUUCUUACAACGCUGAGUUUGUGAGGCCUUUGCUAGUCAAGGUGGCAGGGCGUGCUGCAGAGCCACUUGCGUUUGUAGACUUGUACCUUCUUGGGCUUUCUGAAGAUGACGCUGACUCCGUCUGCGAGCUCUCCGUUGUGGUGUUGGGCGAAGCGCUACGACGGCGCUUAGUCCAGGAAGAGGUGGGACCAUACCUCUCACGACUCAAUCGGCUUUCCUGGGCUUGGCCAGAUGCAUCCUAUGGCGUUUUUGGCUUGGAGACUGCAGUGGCAGCUCUUCUUUGGACGGCCACUGGCAAAGAAGUCAGCACAUUGCUGUCGCUUCCUAUCCAAGGAGCACCUUCAGGGCACCUCUUGGCAGCGGCCAGGAUGCUCGCGGGCACAUUGCCUGCUGGGCCAGCACAGCGCGCAGCGGAGACCUUUUGCACAAGGUCUUGCAGUGCAAGCACAAGUGUUUCCAGAAAGCAUCCCAGGCAUCUUGUGCUGCCAGCAUUGUGGGCAGCUCGGGCAGAACGCGACGAUAGCCAACAAGGAAUCUGGCUUCCAGCCAGCUUUGACACGUACACACAGCUGCACGUGGCCCGAUGCCUUGACAGUCCUCAUGCAGCGGCACGUUUGCGUGCAGCAUGCCAAGCAGCCUGGCUCAUCGACCGCAAGCCUUUGGGAUCACUUUGCCUACUGCCGAGUCUCUUGCACGCGGCGGCGUUGGAGCCGCGCCGCGAAAGUCCAAUUCCCAAUCUACCUGGACUGUGUUUGCACGCCAUGGCUGGCUAUGGGGCGUCUGCAGAAGCCAGUAAGCUGGCUGCGAGGGCUCUGAAGGGCUUGGAGGACCCGGAAGCCCUUCCUGCGAUGGCCGCCUUGUGCUCUCAAGGAGAUGCUGCAGCGCUGGCCGCCUUCGGCGAGUGCGUCGAAUAUCAGGCCCAAGACUGCGAGGAGGUACGUGCUGCCCGCUUAAGGGCCAUUGCAGACCUCGCGAAGCUCCGCCCGGAUGAUGCAGCGGAACUUACUACUCCGAUCCAGGCGGCGCUACAAGAUCAGAGCCCUGGCAUCGUGGCCUUAGCUUUAGAGGUGCUGCCAAAACUUGCCGGAGCUAUGGACUUCUCUAGGGCCUUCGACAUCCUGCGCAAGAAGCCACCUUUGGCCGGAUUGCUUGCUGGCCGCGUUCAGGAAGACCCGCGGGUCCUGUGUGCAGCCUUGGAGUUGCUCCUGGAAUACAUUCGAGGAUCGGAUGCGUGGAAGUUUCCAAAGCAAGCUUUGUCGGGCAAGAAGGAAAUGGAUCUGUUGACUCGCCUCCUUGAGCAUGAUGAGCCGCAAGUCCGUGCAGCUGUGUAUGGAUGUAUUGGGGCCUUUGUGGCAGACUGGAUGUAUCCGCAGAUCGGAGAGGAAAGUGUGGAGCUUCCCGGAAUAUGGCAAAAGCUUCUCAGCGUGGACUUCUUGGUGGAUCUCUUCCUGAAGGAUGGCGCCGAUGCGACAUUUCGUGCGCCGCUGCUGGCGGUUCUUUCCAAAGAGCGCGGCGACUUGGGCCGCGCGGUGCACGUGGAGCGGCACCCCAAACUCGGGUUAGUGGAGGCGGCCGCGGCGGCUCUGCAUGGUGACCAAAGCGUGCGUGCAGCCAUGGCCAUGGGCCGCGCGAAGGACAUAGCGCUCAAGCGGACUUGCGAAGAGCUGCGAGUCAGCGAGCACUUGGCCUUGGCAUUCCUGGCCCCAGAAGCGUGGCUGAUGCUCGUGAGCAGGUGUGAGGACUUGGAGGACCAGGUGGCUCAGGCCAAAACGUUUCUGCGGGCGUCCGUGGGCUCCAGCCCCGGCAGCGCCGUGAACGCCGCGCUGCAGCUGGCGGCGCUGGGCCGCCGCCUGCCCACGCUGGCGGAGGACGCCUGUGAGGAGAUCUGCAACGCGCUGCCCAAGCUGCAGCCCUUGCACCCUGUCAUCGAGGCCUUCGCGGCCUUGAUGCAGUCCCUUCCACCCAAGAGGCGCCCGGUAGUCCUGAAGCACAUCAACGCAAGCUUGGCGAAGCAAGAAGGCUUUGCAGACUUGCUGGAGCUGGCUUUUGGAUCCUGGGGCGAACGGAGACGCGACACUUUGCCACGUUGCAUGAUGUAUCUGGAGUCUGAAGCACGGGACGACAACUACUGGAUGCUUUGGUUCUGGAUGCGCUGGGUAGUUCCUGCUUUGCCAGAGCGCACCCUGCUGCUUUUGAAGCUGCGAGAAGCCCUGGAAGAAGGCAAGAUUGCAGCUGCCCUGCCGCUGAGUGCAUUGCUGACGUCCGGACAUAUCAAGGAUUCCCAAAGUGUGCAAGCAGUGCAAGCGGUCUAUGCAGCUUUUCUUGGUCUUGGCGGAGAUGAUGAACCUCUGCUUUGGCUGGCGGCUGCCCGCUUCUAUGCAUUUCAGAAACGCCGCUGUGCCGUUGAUCCACUACAGCACAAGCUGCGUACCACACUGCAGGCCUGGCUGGCAGCACCAUGCGCUUUGGCUCACCGCCCAUGGCGUGAUCUUGCUGCAUGCGAGUUUUGCGGCCUAGCGCUGACAUGGCCACAGGCGCAGUUUAUGUGGCUGGAGGCUUCAGAAGCAGAGACAUUGCUCAGCUUUUUGCAGGGCAAGGGGAAUGCCGAGCUGCAGCGUUCAGCGCGUCCUGCAGAUACCACCAGCGCACUUUGCAUCGGGCUUUUGCUUCAGAACCUCAAGCAACAACAACCUGCGUGCGUAACAGCAGUGCUGAAGACAAACUCACUGCUUUGUGCCUCAAUAUCUGCACUUGCUGCGAUGGGAGGUGCAGAGCUUCGCUUAACCUCGGCAGCCACUGCCUUGACGCAGAUGAGUGGCUUGCACGUGCGCGAGCUCCUGCAGGCUUUGGCUUCGUUGCCCACGCUGCCUGAUUUGCGCCUGGGUGUGUAUUUGCGCAACAUCCUGGAGAGCCAGGACGUUGAUUCAAUCCCAGCCCUGCUUCAGUUCAUCAAAGCUCAUGCGGGUGCAGACCCAUCACUGGCAGCUCUGUGGCUGGACAUCGGAAAGCAUGAAGCCCUCCACGAGAACCACAUUCUGGCCUUUGCGCGCACACUGACUUUGGCCCUGGUGUCUCAGCUGCAGGUCCUUGAGGUGCUGCAUCGUUUGUUCGCCUCUUGCGUGAAGAAUCAAUGGUGGACUGCCCUGGCGGAGCUCAUUCGCAACCUGGCGAGUGUUGCGAGUUGGAAGGAGUGCCAAGACUUGGAGGCCUUGCAAGGGCUGCAAGCCUUAGCCGAUCCCAGCUGGAGAGCCGCGGCAGCGCUGGCAGAGCUUUGGCAGGCGUUGCCUCAGAUUUGGGUUGCAGACGCGCCGUUGUUGACACUUGGUGCCCUACAUUUGCGCGGUGUGCUUCCUCUUUCGGCUCUUCGUGGACAUCGCGACAGAAUUCUCCAGGGCACCUCAGUAUGGCAUACGCACCUCCUUGCCAUGAUCUAUGCUCGCACCGGACGUGACAACCAGCUGGAGGCCUUGCGCGAAUUAGUAGCAUUGGGCGGCUUCUCAGGAGUGAGGCUUCAUCCGCUACGAGACCUUGUCCGAUGUUUAGGUUUGCACCUUCUCAGCCCUUCCUUAGCACAGGCGGAGGCGUGGGAAUCCUUGACAGCCGAGGGCGUUGCUGAGUUCCCCCACAUUGUUGCCUUCUUGGACGGGGCGCAGGCGCUCCCGGGCAUCUUGGAGCGAGCUUGGCCAAUCACGUCUAGGUUGCAGGUUUCCGCUGUUCCUCAGCGCUCUUGCGCAGAUGGUGAGCUUGCAUUGAUUUUCCAAGGCUUAGAAGCAUUGCCCUUGGGGAAUGUUGACAAAGCCGCGUGGAGCGCUGCGUGGAAGAUCUGUGGAAGCACGACACGGUGGCAUGUUGGGACCUUGCGUCACUGCUCAGGGCGGUGCCGCCUCGCAACCAGCCCCAGCAGUGUGGGUCUGUCAGCUGGGAAGCCCUGGCGUGAGUGGCGGCUUCCAGCUCGCUGGCAAUGCUUUUCCAAUCGACCCAAUGCCGCAAUACAUAGCAUACUUGAAGAAAGCAAUCAAAGCGGAGGAGGAACUGUCCAUCGCAGCAUCCAAGAUGGACCUCUACAGCCAGAAGGACGACCGCUGGGUCAAAGAUGA